CCGCUUUAUUCUCAGGCGUGCUGCGGACCCUCCAAACUUGUUUUUUCUUUUCUCCUGUGUGUGAAGCGGUACAGCAUUGAGGCGGAAACUGUGCGUGAGUCUGUCUGUGUGUGUGCGUGUGUGUGUGUUUUUUGCGGGAAGGAGUGGCUCCCGCAACCGUUUCAGUUCUUCACACAGAUGCCAAACUGGCCUCAAAUGGACCGUAGCACGUUUUUGUGAGGACUGAAUCGAUUUCUGGUCGAAGGAGGAUUUAAAAGGAAACCGGGCGGAAAUUGGUUGCAGAUGUUUGCUUCCCUUUUUUCCCUCUGCUUGUUGUAAAAGGAGGAGACACUGAGGAGACGAUGCCGGUUCCCCCACCGCCCCCUCCGCCCCCACCCCCAACCCUGGCUCUGGCCAACACAGAGAAGCCUGCUCUGAACAGGUCUGAGCAGCAGGGCAGGAAUGCGCUAUUGACCGACAUCAGCAAAGGAACCCGACUCAAAAAGACUGUUACCAAUGACCGGAGUGGACCUGUACUUGAGAAGCCUAAAGGAGGUGGUGGUGGAGGAGGAGGAGGAGGAGGAGGAGGAGGAGGAGGGGGCGGGUUUGGAGGCGGAGCUCCAGGAGGACUUGGAGGACUGUUUCCUGUUGGUAUGCCAAAGCUGCGGUCCACUAGAGAUGACUCUGGUAGCGUUCGAUCCCCCAUCCUUCCUCCUGGAGCCCGUAGUUCUGGUCCACGUCCUUUUGUGGGUGGUGCAAGCUCCGCCCCCCGUUUUCCUGGGCAACGUAAUGGCCCUUCUGACUCUCCACGUCUUCGAAUGACUCCUCAACGCUCCGAAACCCCCGGAGGGCCGCCUCCACCUGUUCCUAACACACCACGGCCCAAUCAGAGCAGUGUACAGAAUAGAGGACCGCCCCCUCUGCCUGGUGGUUUCCGCCCUACAGCUACCCCACCUCUUCCUAACCCCGGCGGAAAACAGACGGCACCUCCACCGGUUCCAGGUGGACGCCCCUCCUGCAGCCCUGCACCCCCUGUGCCUCAUUUUUACCGACCCCCUCUUCCCCCAGCUCCUGGUCGAGGAGACGACCGCCCACCACCGGUUCCCCCUGGCAACCGCCCAUCCAUGGUCCUCCCACGGGACAGCCCACCUCCUCCACCUCCUCCAUCUUCCAAUAGCAAGCCGCCUCCACCUCCUUCCUCAUCUCGUGGGUCUGUAAGCUCCGCUCCUCCGUUGCCACCAGGACGACCAAAGCCCAGUGACGACAACACGCCACGUCUUCCUCAGAGACACAUGUCACUCACUUCUCAUGCCCCAUCCCCUCCUACACCUAUGAGGUCAGGCCCACUUCCUCCGCCUCCCUCUGAGAGACCGCCCCCUUUGGGCCGGAAUCCGUCCGGGCGAACCGGUCCACUCCCACCUCCACCGCCUUCCGGGCGACCAGGAAGCGGAAGUGUGAGGCCAUCUGCAGCCCCGCCCCCUCCGAACAGAUUAGGGUCAGAGCUUCCUCGUGCCAGCAACAGACCACCCCUCCCUCCAGACCGCCCAACUUCUGGAGGACCGCCCCCUCCUCCUCCUCCAAUGGGCAACGGGUACCACAGUCAUGAUGCAGAUGAGUGGGAAACACGCUUCAGUUUCCGACCCGUCUCAGAUUUCCCGCCUCCAGAGCCUUACAUCCCGUUUCAGAAAACGUACCCCAGCAAACUGGCCAGGAACGAAGGCAGAGGUUCGGCGAAAAAGGAGCGAGGUGCACCCCCGUUACCUCCCAUUCCCAGAUGAAGGAAGUGGACUGGACUAUCAGGGACCUAACGCUCUUCCUCUGUAUUUGUUGUUCAUUAUUCUUUUUCCAAAAAUGUUACUUUUGCAUGUCAGGCACUUUUUUUUUUUUUCCUCGGACGUACUAUGCUAUAGGUUGUUUACGACAAGGUCAUGUUAGUGUCAGCGGUUUCAUUCGAUCGUUCACACGCCACGCGGCGUUUGCCGACGUUUGAUACUCUUCCUGUUUUUCUGUGGCUGGGAAUGUACUCGUAGUUUCACACCACGUAAUGAACGAAUGAAUGAUCUGACAGGUCUGACAACUGCUGCUUUAAUAUGCCUACCACAAAGCCUUUAUGUACCUAAUAUCCUUCUUUAUUCACCCUCUCAUUGCAUUUACUCUCUACUCAUACUCACUAGUUCUCUCUUUAUGAAAUGCCCCUCCCUCUAAAUUUAUCGAUCAGGAUCAGGGGAGAUAUGUGGUUGAUGGGAGAAAUGCUAAUGUAUCACCUUAUUAGUUCUCCGUGUGUGUGUGUGUGUGUGUGUGUGUGUGUGUAUAAGAUUUGUCUAAAAUGUCUGUACACGAGGCUCCUGUGAUUAACACAAGCCCUACCUUGCUAAGUUCUCUUUAUUUUGUUUUUAUUUUGGAUGAAUACAUAAUAGGAUGCAUAAUAGGAUGCAUACAUAAUGCAGCAUUUCUCCUACCUCAUCUCUCUCUCUCUCGAUCCACCACGUCUGUAGACCACGUGCAGUUAUCACAGUUAAGAAUUUUGUCUCGUUUUCACAUACCGAAAAAAGAAAAUAAAUACUCAGAAAAUUAAACCGCUUACAAUUUAAGUCUAGGGCCGGACGUCGAAUUCGGUCACUAAACAUUAAAAUACAAUGCCAGCGUAUAACAAAACUGUAAUACGACCUUGUUUUAUAUCAAAAGCGGCACGGCAGAACGUCUUCGAGUGGCGUUUUAUACCACGUAGAAAUUUCAUUCCAUCAUCAUUUCCUCUAUAAAAGGCUUCACCGAAAGCCUUAACGACGGCGCUUGAGCUUAGUUUACAAAUCUCGUACCACUUCGCUAGAAUAGUCCAUGAAAGGGUUCUACAGAAAGGUUAAACAGCUUCCUUUAAACUUCCAUUAUUCUUUUUUAAAUAACUAUAUACGUCAAGCGCCGAGUGUAGAUCGCAGGGAAGCGAUUUGAUAUCGUAAUGAAGGAUGUGCCUUAUUCUUAUCUUUGUGUGUAUGUGUGUAAGGAUAUUUGUCUAGCAGAAACAAAGAAGACCACAGAGUGCCUAAAAUCUUUUUUUUUUUCAACAUCGCUUCGAUUUUUUUUUUUUGCCUUGUGUUGUUUUCUGUACAUUCAGUAUUAUUAUAUGUGUUGUGUUUAAAAAAGUGCAAUUUUUUUGUAUGCCCAUAUCCAUAAACAAUAUAAUAAUAAUAAUAAUAAUAAUAAUAAUAAUAAUAAUAAUGAGGAAGAAGCAGAAGCAAAGCCCCUUGUGUGUGAAAGUUACACACUUUGCCAUAAUUUAGCUAAAUCCGAUGAUAGAAAUAAGCUUAUUUGUGUUGUACAUUAGCAUAGUUUAGGCUUCCGAUAUUAAUGCAAAUGUUUACAGGCUAUUUUGAUGAUGCGAGCUUUGACAGCAGAAUGAGCUGAAAGAAAGGAUGAGGGAGAACGAGCGCAAGCCGAUUCCUGGGAUUAUGCAAAUGAGACUAAUCUGAAGAAGUAUAAUGAUGUAUGAUUAAAGUAUAAUCCUGUAUCUUCUAAUAAUCCUGAAUAAUGUCCGAUCCUGCAGUCUAAUCUGCGAAGAAUCUAUAGAAAUUGUUUAUUUUUGUUUUUAUUGUUUAUUUUUUAUUUUUUUUUUCAAUGAAACUUGUAUUUAAGGAAAAGUGCACAAAUGCUUGUCACAAGAAGUUACAAAGCAAAGACCAAAAAUUGAACUGAACCAAUGAUGAUGUCACUAUGACGUCACUAUGAUCGAGGUAGCGGUACUUAGAGUCUGUUUUGUUUUUUCCCCUUUUUUUCCUCCCUACCAUUGUUUUAUUUGUGUCUUCUUGGUUUGUUACAGCUUCUCUGCUUGUGCCUUUUUUUGUGGAACAUGAAAACGUGUUUAAGAGGUUUUCUAAAUAAAUGUUGAAGUGAA
Molecule: messenger RNA, 3865 nt
Organism: Tachysurus vachellii
Lineage: Eukaryota; Metazoa; Chordata; Actinopteri; Siluriformes; Bagridae
Gene: wipf1b
Product: WAS/WASL interacting protein family, member 1b
Exons: 8
Coding region: 342-1757 (471 amino acids)
Molecular function (GO): actin binding
Source: RefSeq, a predicted model, not a curated record